Molecule: messenger RNA, 540 nt
Organism: Erigeron canadensis
Lineage: Eukaryota; Viridiplantae; Streptophyta; Magnoliopsida; Asterales; Asteraceae
Exons: 1
Coding region: 1-540 (179 amino acids)
Source: RefSeq, a predicted model, not a curated record
AUGAUCCAACAGGCGCAUGAAGCGCGACAUCAUCUUCCCGGGAUGCUUGGUAGUCUUGAUUGUACGCAUGUCGAAUGGAGGUACUGUCCAAGGAGUUUGAAAGGGCAAUACACACGUGGGGAUCAUAAAGUCCCUACGAUCAUGAUUGAGGCUGUCGCUUCACAAGAUUUAUGGAUAUGGCAUUCGUUUUUUGGUCCUCCCGGGUCAAAUAACGAUAUUAAUGUGUUGAAUCAGUCGCCUUUGUAUGACACGGUUCGAAAUGGGACGACUCCAAACUCAUCAUUCAUUGUUCGCGGUCGCUAUUACAAACAUGGCUAUUUGCUAACCGAUGGGAUUUAUCCUAGGUGGUCUACGUUUGUUAAAGCUUAUCCACACCCUGUCGAUCCAAAAGAAAAGAAGUUCAAGAGAGUACAAGAAGCGGCAAGAAAAGAUAUUGAAAGGGUUUUUGGUGUUCUUAAGGGAAAAUGGAAGAUUUUGGAGCGCCCGAUUUGUUUUUACGAUUUAGACAAGAUCGGCAAAAGUCGUCGAAGCGUGUUGUAA